This is a messenger RNA of Sarcophilus harrisii (Tasmanian devil), 1409 nucleotides long. It is a transcript of the gene PIGL, whose product is annotated as phosphatidylinositol glycan anchor biosynthesis class L. Bases 168 to 1217 code for a protein of 349 amino acids. Gene Ontology annotation, cellular component: endoplasmic reticulum. Gene Ontology annotation, biological process: GPI anchor biosynthetic process. Lineage: Eukaryota; Metazoa; Chordata; Mammalia; Dasyuromorphia; Dasyuridae. The record is from RefSeq and is a predicted model, not a curated record. The transcript is spliced from 8 exons. Gene Ontology annotation, molecular function: N-acetylglucosaminylphosphatidylinositol deacetylase activity.
AGACGAAGAUCCGCCAGAGGCUCUCGGCAGAUACAUCUUUGGCUCCAUUGGUGGUUCUGCCAGUUACAAGCAUUUCUCCAUACAAUUGAUCAUCACAACUUUAUAGACAAGGAAAUUAAUGCUCCAAAACGUCAAGGAGCCUGCCCAAAGUCCCACAGCAAGAUGUCAUGGAGACAGCGCGAUGUGUGAUGAUUUCCUUGAUUCUGAACUUUGUCACAGCCUUCGGUCAUAAUCACAAAGAUGGCCUAAGAGCCACCCCCCAUCUCCAGUGUGAUAUAAACCCGCCCUGGAUUUAUUUGUUAUCCCUAGGCAAUUACUACAAUCAAGGAGCGAUUCGUAAGAGAGAACUCUUGCAGAGCUGUGAUGUUUUGGGGAUUCCACCCUCCAGUGUAACAAUUAUUGACGACAGACAUCUCCCAGAUGACCCGAAUGUUCAGUGGAACACAGAGCUCUUGGCUACCCUUCUCCUGAGGCACAUCAAGGAUAACCACAUUGACCUGGUGGUGACCUUCGACAAUGGCGGGGUGAGCGGUCACGCCAACCACAUCGCCCUUUACUCAGCAAUAAGGUUCCUGCACUCCACGGGAAAACUGCCUAAAGAGUGCGCGGUGCUUGCCUUGGAGUCGGUGAAUACGCUGCGGAAAUACCUGUCCGUGUUGGACCUGCCCCUCACCUGGCUGCGGACCCCGGAUGUCCUCUUCGUGCUGACCCAGAAAGAAGCUGAGCGAGCCAGAAUGAAAGCGUGCGGCGACUCGGGCAAGCCGAGGAACCGGCACAGUGAGCUUCGGUGUCUGCGGGAUGGACGGUCCGGAGCGUCCCGGAGUGGGCCCGUGUGCAGGACCAGGAUUCAGGAGAGAGGCUUGCAGCGGCCCAGCCGGGCUUGUCUAGCAAGAAGCGAGCUGAACCUGAGAGAGCUGAAAGAGGAAGAAAGCCAUGCUCUGUCACAAGAGUCAGCUCCUCUGGUUCCGGCAUCUCUACAUCAUCUUCUCCCGCUUCAUGGUCAUCAACUCGCUGAACUUCCUCUAACACAGCGGAGCAUCUGGAGCAGCCAGAGCAAUGGAGGAGCAUCCCAAGCAGACAGGCUCUCUCCAGCCCUGAUCCAGACCCGGGGCGGAAGCCUGGAGGCCCGUCUACAGCUGUUCCGUCUCCUAAGGCAGAAGGAGGGCUCUGGAAGCCCACAGCAGAGGUCAUCUCCACUGAGUUGUCAUGGGCAAUAAACGUCUGCCCUUCUCCACCCAGCCGGGGACUGACUGUACCAAAGAACCGGAUCUGCAGGAAACUGCACGGAUCUGAGCCCUCCAGCUCGGUGAUUUUCUGUGAUCCGUGUGGCCUGAUAACAUGGGAGGGAAAGGGCAGGGGGACCGAGAGCGGACUUCUUUCCUUUCACCAUUAAAGCUUUGAUAUUUUCA